Messenger RNA from Mytilus trossulus (common blue mussel), 828 nucleotides. RefSeq names its product protein mono-ADP-ribosyltransferase PARP15-like. Gene Ontology annotation, molecular function: transcription corepressor activity; NAD+-protein mono-ADP-ribosyltransferase activity; NAD+ poly-ADP-ribosyltransferase activity. Gene Ontology annotation, biological process: protein poly-ADP-ribosylation; negative regulation of gene expression. The transcript has 3 exons. The coding region runs from base 16 to 642 and encodes 208 amino acids. Lineage: Eukaryota; Metazoa; Mollusca; Bivalvia; Mytilida; Mytilidae. The record is from RefSeq and is a predicted model, not a curated record. Gene Ontology annotation, cellular component: cytoplasm; nucleus.
UACUUUUGAAAUUUUAUGUCAGAUAAAACAUUUGAGCCACCAGCAACAUGGACACAUAUGGAUGAGAAAGAAAACUUAAAAGUUGUAUCACUAGUAUCUACAGAUCAAGAAUAUAAAGAUGUUGUUAAGAAAUUUACAGACACUGCACGUGGAGUAAAAGUGGAGUUUGUGAAGAUUGAAAGAGUUCAAAAUAAAACCCUGUACCAACAAUAUAUAGCUAAGAAGAAAUCUGUUGAUGCUACAAAUACUCCAGGACAUCAGAAUGAAAGAUUAUUAUGGCAUGGAUUUGCUAAGGAUGCCAUGGAUAGUAUAAAUAGAUAUGGAUUUAACAGGAGUUAUUGUGGUAAAAAUUUAACUGCAUAUGGACUUGGAGUAUACUUUGCUGUGGAAGUAGCUUACUCCAUUCGUGACACCUACUCUGUACCAGAUGAAAACAAACACAAAAGAAUGUUUUUAUGUCGUGUUUUAGUAGGAGAGUAUGCACAGGGAAACCAAAAUGUCAAAGUUCCUCCUCCAAAGGCUGCAGGAAGUCAUAUCCUGUAUGAUACUGUCACUGAUAAUAUGGUAGCUCCUGCAAUGUUUAUUAUAUUUCAUGAUUCACAAGCAUUUCCUGAGUAUCUUGUUACCUUCAAGAAACUUUAGUUUUCUUAAUCUCAUAAAGAAAGAAUGCAUUCCACUAUAAUUAUUUAGUCCACCAUUUGUAAGAUGUGCUCAAGCUUUGACUGUAUUUCAAUGGUUGUGUUGAAGAUAUAUAUAUAUAUUUGUUGUAACAUAUAAUGGUGAUUUAUAUAUGAAUUCCAAUUGUGAUAAUAAUAUGAUAGUACAUAU